Molecule: messenger RNA, 779 nt
Organism: Rotaria sp. Silwood1
Lineage: Eukaryota; Metazoa; Rotifera; Eurotatoria; Philodinida; Philodinidae
Source: the annotation of a GenBank genome assembly
GCCCACAGUUAGUCUUAAUUUAUAUUUUAUGUGACAAUCAAUCGAUUCAUGAGGAAUGGACCAAAACAAUACCUAAGGUAAAAGGUAUAUACACACAAAUCGAACCGAUUUGUAAAGCAUUACAAAUCGAUCAAAAAUAUUGUGAUCGAGCUAUGAUCUCGAUAAGUUUUAAUAGAAUUGAUCCAUUAUUUAUGUAUACACAAUUGUUAAAAGAAGCACUUUUGCAAAUAGAAGAUGAUGAUGCAAAAUCGAUUAAGGAACUCGUUGAAUACUGUCGUCUUCAAAGCGAUGCUUCCGAAAAAACACUUGAAAAGAUUGAAGAAGAAUAUCGUAAUCAUUCACCCAUUUGGUGGUACACAGGUCCAUAUUUUAUCUACUCAAUGCUUAAUUGUGGUCUUCGACAAAUGGAUGUCGAUAUUAUCCUGAAGAUGGGUUUCUUCAUCCGUCAUUUACAUCAACAUAUUAAAGAAUUACAUCGUGAACAACAAGGGAACAUGCCAACAAAUUUUCAAGUCUUCCGUGGACAAGGUUUGUCCAUGGAAGAUUUUGAAAAAAUGAAAAAAACCAAAGGAGGACUUAUGUCCUUCAAUAAUUUUCUGUCAACAAGUCGCAACCGUGAGAUAUCUUUCAACAAAUUUGCACGACCAGCAGCGUUAAAUACAAAUUCAGUUGGUGUUCUCUUCAUUAUGAACAUUGACACGGCUAUUUGCACAAAAUCAUCAACACCAUUUGCUGAAGUAAGAAUUGAAUAUGACAAAUAUUAUUUUGAUCGAUUUUAA